CAGUGUUUUGGUCCAGACGGACCCUCUCGUCAUUAUCGUCGGCAGCAAGCUGACAGUUGCCUAGUGACGAAAAACUCCAGACGGCUGCUGGCUUCCUGCGUUUUCAAAAAUCUCUUCGCCUCCACUCAGCUUGCGCCGAGUUUUCCAAACACACCUACCUGUUUAUUUCGUACUCACAGCUGGACUAUGGUGCGGAAUGACACGUAGAUCUCACCCGGAGGGUCGUGCUGCGUGUUUAGCGUCUCGGGCCGCGUUAUGAAGAGUUUUUGAUGAAUGAUGAAUAAUUAUAUCUUCAUCAGGGUCGUCGGGAAGGGCAGCUAUGGAGAGGUGAACCUGGUGAAACACAAGUCCGACCGAAAACAGUAUGUUAUUAAGAAGCUGAAUUUAACCACCUCCUCUAAGCGGGAGCGGCGCUCUGCAGAACAAGAGGCGCAGCUUCUGUCCCAGCUGCGACAUCCAAACAUUGUGACCUACAGGGAGUCGUGGGAAGGAGAUGACUGCCAGCUCUACAUUGUGAUGGGUUUCUGUGAAGGUGGUGACCUCUAUCACAGACUUAAACAGCAAAAGGGGGAACUCCUACCCGAGAAGCAGGUGGUGGAGUGGUUUGUCCAGAUAGCAAUGGCACUCCAGUACCUGCAUGAGAGGAACAUUCUCCACAGAGACCUCAAAACACAGAAUAUCUUCUUGACAAAAACCAACAUCAUCAAAGUUGGGGACCUUGGCAUUGCACGAGUAUUGGAGAACCAGAAUGACAUGGCCAGCACGCUCAUAGGGACGCCAUACUACAUGAGUCCUGAGCUCUUCUCCAACAAACCCUAUAACCACAAGUCAGAUGUAUGGGCCCUGGGUUGCUGUGUGUAUGAAAUGUCCACACUUAAGCAUGCCUUCAAUGCCAAGGACAUGAACUCCCUGGUUUAUCGCAUAGUAGAAGGAAAGCUACCACAGAUGCCCAGUAGAUAUGAUCCCCAGCUGGGAGAUUUGAUCAAGAGCAUGCUGUGUAAGAGACCUGAAGAGCGGCCUGAUGUCAAACUUAUCCUCCGCCAGCCCUACAUCAAAAGACAAAUUGCCAUGUUCCUUGAGGCCACAAAACAGAAAACUGCCAAGUCAAAAAAGAAAGCUGUCAGCAGCACUGAUGAUUGUAGAAACAAUGAAUGUUCUGUGGUAUCAUCUCAGCCAAAAUCUGAGAGGCAGCCUCGGAGUCCUCAGUCGGAACCUCUUGUCAAGGUGAAACGGAGAGAAGAGAAAUCACAACAGCAUAAAGUUUAUAAUGGUGUCACUGACUCUACUCCAGUCCAAACAAUUCCACCACCCAAACCUCCUUCACCUGAUGCAUCUCUGGCAACUAUCAGCAACAUCAAUAUUGAUUUCCAAGGGCAGGAGAAUGAGGACCAGUCGAAGAGACAGCUGCACAUGCCCCAGUCGGCAGGGUCGCCUCACCGGGCAGGUAAUGAACAUGUGACUCGCAGCGUGCACAAAGACAGCAAGAGAAGAGUGAAACCAGAUCCAUCUCCCCCUGUCUCUCCCUCCAAGCUCCCUCUGAAGUCUAUAUCAGGUGUUGUCAGCAGAGCAGGGGACGAGAGACAGGCACCCAAUGGAUUGUUAGACAUUCAGCCACGGGCCACGCCAAAGCCCGGGGAUACAUUUUCUGUUUUUGGGGAGAAGCAGAUGUCAGAUGUGGGUGGUAAGGAUGAUACCAUGGAGUUACUUCAAGAGGCUCACAUGCAGAGGCCAAAGCUAGAAGUCGAGAUAGAGGCUGCUCCUUCUAUCAUUGAGAGCAGAUCUGCACACAGAUCUAAAACAGAAACUGUCGGAGUGGUUGUGGAAGUGACUAUGGACAAUAAAGGUGACACCAUUAAUCUUCUCAAGGGAGCUCCGACACAACACCUACAUACCUCAGACACCCAGGAAAACUUAGAAACUACUGAAAAGCUGUUAGAGCCGUUCACUCCGACACUGGAACCUAAGAUUGAACAAAGUCCCUUACCAGUCAGUAAGCCAGGUCCGAUCACUUCAUGUCAAACUCCCCCGCCCUCAGUACCACAGCAGCUCAGAGCGAAGGACACAAGAGGGACACAUGGAGACCAGGACAAGGUGGCUGCUCCUAGACCUUUACCUCCACCUCCUGUUGAGUGCAGAGCUGUGGAGGGGAGGAAGAGGAGCAAGAGGAGCGCAGAGAGCAAGACACCUGACGUGGCUGCGACGUCCACACCAGUGAGUUUCUGUAAGAAGGGAUUGUUACCACUUCCACAGGAACGUCCUUUGUCUGCCAGAGAGAGAAGGAGACUGAGACAGUCCCAAGAAUGUUCCAUUCAACCAGGUGUUGAUCCUGUAAGAAGAGCUUCUUAUGAUGUCACUUCCACUAAGGCUGAGCGCUACAAUGCCCCAGUCACCAGUAGAUCUGUGUCAGACACUAUGGCUGGGACCAUCAAUAAGCAAGAUAUGCUGCAGGAGCAAAGGUCAGAUGAUGAUGAAUGCAGCUCAUCCACAAGUUCCACAGAGCGUUCAGAGGGAGACUGCAGGGAGAGGAAGACUGAGUCCAGUGACAUGCAGGAUUUAGUCCAUAUGAUGACACAAACAUUGAGAAUGGAUGUCGGAGAUGUGAGCGAGGUGGACAAAAGACGACUUGGUUCUACUGCACUGCCAGAAUUUAAACUGAACAGGAGGUAUCGGGACACCCUGAUGCUUCAUGGGAAGGCUCGAGAGGAAGCAGAGAACUUGUCAGUUGGUGAAAUACGAAUGGAGGGCUCCCCAUCUGGUCCAGCCAAGAUAAGGAGAGCCAUAGAACACCUGAGGACAGAUGUGGUGAAGGGCCUGGGGGUCAAGCUGCUGGACAAAGUGCUGGAAAUCAUGGAGGAGGAGGAUGACGCCAAACGAGAACUUUGCCUUCGUGACCAGAUGGGGAAUGAGAAAUACCAAACUUAUGCUGUGAUGGUGAGGCAGCUGAAAUUCUUUGAGGAUAUUGCCUUCAAGGUUUAAAGAAUAUGGGAGUACAGAAGCUACGGGAGCAGAGCCGUUUGCAUUUUGAUCAUUCUUACAUAGAUCAACAAUAUUCUCAAAGAUGAAUAAAUUUUCUACAAAAAGACCACCUUGGUUGUGUGGCAUAAAGCCACCUUCCUCCUUCUGCUUGCAUCUAACAUGAUAGCAGGUUUAAUCAUGAGCCUGCAACCUUACAGCUGACCAUUAUGCAUUUUGUCAUAUGAAAUGACAUGUAAAGUUAAUUGUAUAUUUUUUUUAAUUCCAGUACAAACAUACACUGCAUUCUUCAGGAUGCCUAUGCAAAGAUUUUGGUCAAGUUAUAACACAUUGACUCUCCACUUGUUUAUUUGUAAUGCAAGACAGAAUUUUGAUAAUAAUUGUUUCACCUAAAUAUAAUCUUUGAAGACAUCUCACUUCUGCUUCUCUAUUGUAUUUUCUUACACACAAAAUAUUGUAAUGUAGAUGUAUUGUAGAUAUUAAUGCUUAAAUAAAUUCUCACAAAUCUA
This is a messenger RNA of Paralichthys olivaceus (Japanese flounder), 3482 nucleotides long. It is a transcript of the gene nek4, whose product is annotated as NIMA-related kinase 4. Gene Ontology annotation, biological process: protein phosphorylation. Gene Ontology annotation, molecular function: protein kinase activity; ATP binding. The record is from RefSeq and is a predicted model, not a curated record. NCBI's taxonomy places the organism in Eukaryota, Metazoa, Chordata, Actinopteri, Pleuronectiformes, Paralichthyidae.